UGUAGUCUUUUUAUUUGAAAAGGGGCUGUCCAAUGAGGCGGAGCUUGAGAGGGUUAGUGUCGAGUGAUUGAUAACUCCGUCGACCAAUACGGAUUACCAUCUCUCCUCAGAAAAACCUUCAUAACUACAUCGCCAGCCAGAUAUGUACAUAAUAGCGUCAUAAUUCAUGAUUCUAUUUUUUACAUAAAAUCAUUUGGUUCUGAAGCUGGAGGUCUGAAAACCGAAGACUGGCACUCCUCAGAGUCUCACGAUGGACAACUCGCAGCCGGUGGCGGAACAAAAGUCCCGUAUUCAGGGAGGUGUCACCCUUGAGCAAGCCAGGCCGCUGCUCAUUGGCCCCACUGUCCUCAUGACAGACGUCUUCCGAGCCCAAUGGCCUCCCCACAGGAGGCGGGUCUCAUAUAGGGGGCCUAUUGGCGUCUGCGUCGGCUCAACCAAUAGAGUCAAGGCAGGGGGCGUGGCGGGAGGUUUGAAACUCGGCGUCGGGAGUUGAGGCUCGAGCUUCUGUGCAUCCCAAAGAGGAAUUGGGGCCCGUCGUUGUUUCCACAGAGGCCUCUGGCCCAGCGGCGGGGAGGUUCCUGAGCUGGGAGCAGGGAAGAUCGGGUGGUCUGGAGGCAAGAGAUCGGACGCGGUCGCGGUAAUGGCUGAGACCUGAGUCAUUUCUCACAGGCGUCCCCUCCUCGCCCCGGGCCGGGCCCCGCCCCACCUUCUUUCUCCUGGUUGAGAUGGGCUCAGCCAAGAGCUCCCCGGUCACUCCGGCGCGGCCUCCGCCGCACAACAAGCUUCUGGCUCGAGUGGCGGACCCCCGUUCACCUAGUGCCGGCAUCUUGCGCACUCCCAUCCAGGUGGAGAGCUCUCCACAGCCAACCCUACCAGCAGGGGAGCAGUUGGAGUGUCCUAAUGAGGCCCAAGACUCAGAUCCCCGCUCUCCUACCCUUGGCAUUGCACGGACACCUAUGAAGACCAGCAGCGGAGAGCCCCCAAGCCCACUGGCGAAACAGCUGAAUGAAGUCUUUGAGAAAGAAGCCUCCAAAUUGAAUCGUCCUCCAGAGCUUGUUCUGCCCCUAGAGGCAACUUCACCUUCCGAAUUGAACUUGCCUCUGGGCACCCAGUUUUCCCUUGAGGACCGGAUGCCACUCUGGAGCCAGACUGAGCUCCCCUCCAAGCAGGUGUCCUCCAAGGAGGAAGCAGGACAGCCCUCACAACCCCCCACGGCCAGCCAGGGCUCAGACAAGCCCUUAAGAGACCCUGAGACUCCCCGAUCUUCAGGUUCUAAGCACAAUAGACGGAAAGGAAAUGGCAAGGUACUAGGGAGAUCUCCCCUCACCAUCCUACAGGAUGACAACUCCCCCGGAACUCUGACACCACGACAGGGUAAGCGGCCUCCUCCCCUGAGUGAAAAUGCUAGGGCACUAAAGGAAGGGGCCAUUCUGGGAACUGGACGACUUCUGGAAACCGGAGGCCGAGUGUGGGAGCAGGGCCAGGACCAGGACAAGGAAAAUCAGCACUUUCCAAACUUGGUGGAGAACUAGGCCGUGCGUGGCCCCAGCACCGGGUUCACCAGGGGCCUGGUGAUGUUGUGUCCUCACAGCCCCUUCUUUCCCUGGGAGACUGGAAAGGCUCGUUGUCUUCCACUCCCCCUAAACUACCAACUCGGGGGACCGAGCACUUUCUUAGGCUUUAUUUGUGUCUCGUGUGUUUCUUGUAUAUUAAAGAAAGUGAUUUUAAAUUA
Messenger RNA from Prionailurus viverrinus (fishing cat), 1732 nucleotides. It is a transcript of the gene CDCA3, whose product is annotated as cell division cycle associated 3. The record is from RefSeq and is a predicted model, not a curated record. The transcript is spliced from 6 exons. NCBI's taxonomy places the organism in Eukaryota, Metazoa, Chordata, Mammalia, Carnivora, Felidae. The coding region runs from base 726 to 1532 and encodes 268 amino acids.